Cyanidioschyzon merolae strain 10D is the source of this 3147-nucleotide messenger RNA. RefSeq names its product leucine--tRNA ligase. Gene Ontology annotation, biological process: leucyl-tRNA aminoacylation. Lineage: Eukaryota; Rhodophyta; Bangiophyceae; Cyanidiales; Cyanidiaceae. Gene Ontology annotation, molecular function: ATP binding; aminoacyl-tRNA deacylase activity; leucine-tRNA ligase activity. The transcript has a single exon. Gene Ontology annotation, cellular component: cytosol. The record is from RefSeq and is a predicted model, not a curated record. Bases 1 to 3147 code for a protein of 1048 amino acids.
AUGGACCGCCGCUGUCUCAGCUUUACAGCUGGUCAAAACUUCUUUCCCUGGAGCUCGUUACGCGCCGCCUCCGUCGCGCGUUUCUGGUUGCGGCGGCUUGGUGAAGUACCAGCCGAAGGCGGAUCGUUUCCCUAUCGCAGAAGUUUCUUGUGCCCGUUUACCCCUGGAUCGAAUUUAUAUAGAGGCUGCGCAAAGUCGCGAGAGAGGCUCGGGCCCUGGCUUUGGCCGACGAACGAAGCACUCCCGGGGAAACAGCACGCAGGGUUCUGGCGAUGGCAGGCUUCGGCAGCGUCUGGAAGCGGUACAGACGGAUCAGGUACUUUCGCGGACCCUACAGUCACCCAGGUACGGAACAAGGAUAGUAUUUUGGCUCCGGGGACCACGGAAACCGCCCAUAGAGAGCCAGAAUCCAUCGUACCUUCACCACGAGCUGAUGGUGCUUACGACUUUCUCGCUGUGGAACGUCGCUGGCAAGAGUUCUGGGAACGCGAGCAAAUAUUCCGCACACCAGAUGAAGUCGAUUGGAACCGGCCUAAGUACUACAUUCUAGACAUGUUUCCGUAUCCUAGCGGUGCCGGGCUUCACGUCGGGCACCCCGAGGGCUACACCGCGACCGACAUUCUCGCACGGUACAAGCGGAUGCGAGGGUAUAAUGUGCUUCAUCCCAUGGGUUGGGACGCUUUUGGUCUGCCCGCCGAACAAUUUGCUCUCGAUACGGGAAUUCAUCCAGCAGUGGCGACCGAGCGCAACAUCACGCGUUUCCGUAAGCAGCUCAAGUCACUAGGAUUCUCCUACGACUGGAAACGCGAGAUUAAUACGACCAGUCCCGAAUAUUAUCGGUGGACACAGUGGAUAUUCCUUCAGCUGUAUAAGAGGGGCCUCGCCUAUCAGGCUGAGAUACCGGUAAACUGGUGCCCGGCACUCGGCACUGUACUCGCCAACGAGGAGGUCAUCGAUGGGCGAAGCGAACGCGGGGGCCAUCCCGUCAUCCGCAAACCCAUGCGUCAAUGGGUACUGCGUAUCACUGCCUAUGCUGAGAGACUGCUCAAAGAUCUCGAUCUACUUGACUGGCCCGAAAACGUGAAGGAGAUGCAGCGAAACUGGAUCGGCCGAAGUGAAGGAGUCGAAGUUACGUUCCCCACGGUGUCCGAUGCUUCGUCGGCAUCCGCCAAGGGCGCGCUCGCAGAGCCCCCAGGCAUCACCGUUUUCACAACGCGGCCGGAAACCAUAUCCGGGGCCACGUACCUGGUCGUUGCUCCCGAAUACCCGAUUCUAGAGGAGUUGGUAACGGAUGCGCAACGAGAGCAAGUCCAGCGCUACGUGGAGCAGGCGCUGCGACGCAGCGACCGCGAGCGCACCGGCACUGAGGUCAAGCUGAAGAGCGGCGUCUUCACGGGGCGGUACGCCCAGAACCCUGUUACCGGGGAACACAUACCUAUCUGGGUAGCGGAUUACGUUCUCGGCAGCUACGGCACUGGAGCGAUCAUGGCGGUGCCCGGACACGAUGCACGGGAUCGAGCGUUUGCGGAAACAUUUGCCUUGCCCAUCCGGAUUGUCAUCGACGAAACGACGAAUCAAAUGACCGACUGGAACCCAGACUGGCUUGGCGGCCUGGAAGUUGCAGGCACGAACGUGGAGGCUGCCCGGGUGCGGAUCACGGAAGCACUGGAGCGACUUCAUAUCGGGGAGCGAAAAGUGAACUACAAACUCAGGGAUUGGCUGUUUAGUCGCCAGCGGUACUGGGGCGAGCCCUUCCCGAUUGUGUUCGACGCAGAGACCGGCGAGCCGCUGCCCGUAGAUGAGCAAGCACUCCCGGUCGAGUUACCUACCACGGAGUCGAUUCGUCCGAGUGGCGAUGGACGCUCUCCGCUGGCCAAAAUUGUGGACUGGGUGGAAGUUCGUGAUCCUCAGACCGGUCAACUGCGUUACCUACGCGAGACGAAUACGAUGCCCCAGUGGGCUGGCAGCUGUUGGUACUACUUACGCUUCAUCGACAACAGCAACGCGGAGCGGUUGGUUGAUCCAGUCAAAGAACGCUACUGGAUGCCGGUUGACCUGUACGUCGGCGGCGUGGAACACGCAGUGCUCCAUCUUCUCUAUGCGCGCUUUUGGCACAAGGUUCUCUACGAUUUGGGGGUCGUGAGCACUCCCGAGCCCUUCCUACGCCUGGUGAACCAGGGCAUGAUUCUCGGUGAGGUUGAGUACACGUGUCGUCGUGAACGAACCGCGGCAGAGGGCCGGCAGCUUGUUGCAAACGGCCACGCUGCCGAGGCACCGCUCCUCGAGGAAGUGCGCGUACCCGCCGAUCAAGUCGAGAAAAUAGGCAAUGAUCGCUACGUUUUGAAGGCGGAUCCUCGUGUAGUGGUAACUGCACGCGCCCAUAAGAUGUCCAAGUCACGGGGCAACGUGGUCAAUCCCGAUGAUAUUGUGGAACAGUACGGCGCAGAUGCGUUGCGAUGCUACCUCAUGUUCAUGGGACCGCUGGAUCAGGUUAAACCCUGGUCGACUCAGGGCGUCAACGGGAUGCGGCGCUUCCUCGAUCGCGCUUGGCGUCUGCUCUUCGACAAAAACGAGGUCUGCAACGGAGACUCUCGAACGGAGCAUCAGGUGCAGCCGACACGUGCACAGCUGCGUCAGCUGCACAGCCUCAUCAAACGAGUCACCGAGGAUACAGAGGCACUUCGUUUUAACACCGCCAUCGCAGCGAUGAUUGAAUUUGUGAACGAUGCCUACAAAUGGGAGGUGCCCUGGCCAAAAGAUAUCUUAUUGGGUCCUUUUGUUUUGCUCUUGUCGCCGUAUGCGCCUCACGUAGCCGAGGAGAUGUGGCAGGAAAUUCGUCGGCGGCAACAGCUUCGCCAUGGAACCGAACGAGACUCAGAUGCUGCUGAUGCCCAGGUGCCGCGUUCAUUGGCCUACGAGCCUUGGCCUGACUACGAUCCCCAAUACUUGGUGCAGGAGACGGUCGUCUAUGCUGUACAAGUGAACGGCAAGUUGCGCGGCACACUCGAGAUUCCCAGUGACGCCGAUCGAGAUGCCGUCCUGGCAGCCGCUCGACAAGUAAGUAGUGUCGCGAGUCAUCUUGAUGGAAAACAGGUUGUUCGUGAAAUCUUCGUUCCCGGCAAAAUCGCAAACUUUGUCGUGAGAUAA